CCGCCCACAGCCACCUGCGGCAGGUGCGGCGCCUGGCCAUGUCCGCCGAGAACGCAGGGCAGGUCUCGGGGUCCGGGAGGCCCCGCCCAGCAGCCACCUGCCUCAGGUGGAGCGCUCUGUGCCCGGCGCUCGGCCAUGUCCGCCGAGAACGCGGGGCCGGGGCCCGGACAGGGGUCGGAGCCAGGGCCGCUGUGCCUCGAGCAUGGCCAGGCGCUGAGCUGGUUUUGCUGCUCUGAGCGACUGCCAGUGUGUGCCGCCUGCGUGGGGCUGGGCGGCCGCUGCCGGGGACACCGCAUCCGCCGGGCCGAGGAGCGCGCGGAGGAGCUCCGGAACAAGAUUGUGGACCAGUGUGAGAAGCUGCAGUUGCAGAGUGCUGGAAUCAACAAGUAUGUUGCUGAGGUCCUUCCAGGAAAGAACCAGAAAGCAGUGAGCACAGCUAGUGCAGCGAGAGAGCAGGUCAUCCAAAGGUUGGGUCUUGUGAGGAGUCUAUGUGAGAGUGAGGAGCAGCGUCUGCUAGAAGUGGUGCAUGGUGAAGAAGAGCGGGCCCACCAGAGUAUCUUGACACAGCGAGUCCACUGGGCUGAAGCGCUUCAGAAGCUGGACACCAUUCGCACCAGCCUGGUGGGCAUGCUUACCCAUCUGGAUGACCUCCAACUGAUUCAGAAGGAGCAGGAGAUUUUUGAGAGGUCUGAAGAAGCAGAGGGCAUUUUGGAUCCCCAGGAGUCGGAAAAGUUAAACUUUAACGAGAAGUGCACUCGGAGCUCACUACUGACACAACUCUGGGCGACAGCGGUGCUUGGGUCUCUCUCAGGCACAGAGGAUGUACGGAUUGAUGAGAGGACUGUCAGCCCCUUCUUGCAAUUGUCAGAUGAUCAGAGGACCCUGACCUUCAAUGCCAAGAAGUCUAAGGCCUAUACAGAUGGCCCAGAGCGCUUUGAUCACUGGCCCAAUGCCCUGGCGGCUACCUCCUUCCAAGCUGGACUGCAUGCCUGGAAAGUAAAUGUCCAAAAUAGUUGCGCCUACAAGGUGGGUGUGGCCCUGGGCCAGCUGCCCCGAAAGGGUUCUGGCAAUGACUCUCGGCUGGGCCACAAUGCCUUUUCUUGGGUCUUCUCCCGCUAUGACCAGGAAUUCCGCUUUUCGCAUGAUGGUCAACAUGAGCCCCUGGUGCUGCUGCGUUGUCCAGACCAGCUGGGUGUACUACUGGACCUGCAGGCACAGGAGCUGCUGUUCUAUGAGCCAGCCUCUGGCACUGUGCUCUACACCCACCAUGGGUCCUUCCCUGGGCCCCUCUUCCCAGUCUUUGCUGUGGCCGACCAGACCAUUUCCAUUGUCAGCUGUUAGCCACAGGGAGGCCACAUCUACCUCCCACCACCCUUGCAGGCCAAGUUCUAUCCCAUAUUCUUUUCUCAACUGUUGCCUAUGCCCAGUGGGUAAUUUUAGGAGUGAAGAUCUGUCUCAGAUCUGUUAAAUACUGGUGUCUGGAGUGGGAAAACUGCUGUUUCCCAAAUCUAAUGUUUUAGCCCCUCCAAGGGUGUCUGGUUCACCAUUUUCUCUCUAACUUGGUGCCUGGUAUACAGUGAGUGUGCAAUAAAUAGCUGGCAAAUCGA
Messenger RNA from Erinaceus europaeus (western European hedgehog), 1607 nucleotides. It is a transcript of the gene BSPRY, whose product is annotated as B-box and SPRY domain containing. The record is from RefSeq and is a predicted model, not a curated record. The coding region runs from base 136 to 1341 and encodes 401 amino acids. Gene Ontology annotation, molecular function: protein binding. NCBI's taxonomy places the organism in Eukaryota, Metazoa, Chordata, Mammalia, Eulipotyphla, Erinaceidae. The transcript has 6 exons.